AUGGCAUCUCUUUCCCUUCCAAAUAUUGGGGUCUACACGAAUCCCCAGCAUAAUCUCUAUGUCGCCGAAGCAGAGCCCACUCUUGAGAAGGUAAAGAGCGGUUCCUUGCUGCAGCCAGGCGAAGUGACUGUCGCCAUCAAAAGCAGUGGUAUUUGUGGAUCUGAUGUCCAUUUUUGGAAACAUGGAGGUAUUGGACCAUGGAAAGUAACCGAUAUUCAUAUCCUCGGCCACGAGUCUGCCGGUGUCGUCGUCUCUACCCAUCCAUCGGUGACUUCUCUAGCUAUAGGGGAUAGAGUCGCCGUCGAGCCACACAUCGUAUGCGGAUCAUGCGAGCCUUGUUUGACGGGCCGCUACAACGGAUGCAAGAACCUCAUUUUCCGGUCCAGUCCACCUUCGCAUGGACUCUUGCGAACAUAUGUCAACCAUCCUGCAGUGUGGUGUCACAAGAUUGGAGACUUGUCAUUUGACCAAGGCGCACUGUUAGAACCGCUCAGCGUUGCGUUGACCGGAGUGACUCGGGCAGGAGUGAAGAUCGGGGAUCCUGUUCUCAUAUGUGGCGCGGGCCCAAUUGGUCUUGUCUCUUUGCAAUGUUGUCAGGCAGCGGGGGCAUAUCCUAUCGUCAUGACUGACAUUAACCAGGGAAGACUGGACUUUGCUCGUUCUUUAGUUCCAAAUGUGAGGACUCACCACGUUACAGCCGGUCAGACACCAGAAGAUAUUGCAAAGGAUGUCUCUCGGCUUAUGAGCGAGGGCGAGAGUGGUGAACUGGAACCAGCGAUUGCACUCGAGUGCACUGGCGUUGAAGGUUCUCUGGCUGGUGCGAUACACAGCGUCAAGUUCGGUGGCAAGGUUUUCGUAAUUGGCGUGGGCAAAGACAAGCUCGAGAUUCCGUUUAUGAGACUGAGCGAGCGAGAGAUCGAUCUGCAGUUUCAGCAACGAUAUGUGAAUAUGUGGCCGCGGGCUAUCCGGGUGCUGUCGAGUGGAGCGGUGGACUUGAUGAGAUUGGUCACUCAUGUGUUUCGACUGGAAGAUGCAGUCGAGGCGUUGGAAACUGCUUCUGAUCCAACGCGUGGAUCGAUCAAGGUGUUGAUUCGAAGAGACGUUUGA
Messenger RNA from Aspergillus wentii DTO 134E9, 1107 nucleotides. Its product is annotated as NAD(P)-dependent alcohol dehydrogenase. The transcript has 2 exons. Gene Ontology annotation, molecular function: L-iditol 2-dehydrogenase (NAD+) activity. NCBI's taxonomy places the organism in Eukaryota, Fungi, Ascomycota, Eurotiomycetes, Eurotiales, Aspergillaceae. Gene Ontology annotation, biological process: D-sorbitol catabolic process. Bases 1 to 1107 code for a protein of 368 amino acids. The record is from RefSeq and is a predicted model, not a curated record.